CAGUAGUUUGCGUACUAGGUCGGAAAUGUGAUGUGAAUUGUGAAUACAAGUCGGCACUCAGUUGGCCGCCACGCGCUGUCGGCGAUACACGUAGCGCAAUGUUUCGUGCAGUGUCAGUUGGCUGGAAGAAAUACUGGUGGGGAACAGGUGUUUUGCCAGACAGAACGAAUCGGGUCGAAGAUAUUUACCUACGAUUUUAUAAUGGAAGUACAUGCGAGGAGUACGUCGACAUGCCACUGGAUCAAGCCCAUCGCCUGUUCGACAUCAAGGGCUUCGAGAAGAACAACCCCACUGUACUGUACAUGCACGGCUUCAUUGAAACGGCUCAACAGGAGAGUAUACAAGUCAUGGUUAGCGCCUACUUAGAGUCGAGGCCUGAUACAAAUGUCAUUCUGAUCGACUGGUCCAACAUGGCCCACGGAUCUUAUCUAGUCAACGCAGCGAGAAACACGAAAAAGGUGGGCGCUGCAACUGCGGAGCAAGUACAUAAACUUAUAGAUGCGGGUUUGCCUCUAGAUAAACUGCAUCUAAUCGGACAUUCCCUUGGAAGCCAUGUAGCUGGCUACCUAGCGAGAGAACUUAAGAAUAAAUAUAGGAAAACUGUUAAAAGGGUAACAGCAUUAGACCCCGCCUUCCCAGCGUUCUACCCAGACGGUGUGGUCAUGGAGCACAUAGUGGACAAAGACGCUGAGUUUGUAGAUGUAAUUCACACAGACGCAGGUGGUUACGGCGCGCCAGUCCGCACAGGGAGCGCUGACUUCUGGCCAAACGGAGGCAAAAGCGUCCAACCCGGGUGCCCGAGAUUCGCACCCGUCCCCCUAUCUGAUGACAGUAAGUAUAACUUAUGCAGUCACUGGCGUUCUUGGAGAUUUUAUGCGGAAUCCGUGCGGAACCCUGAAGCAUUUCCCGCAUCUCCAGCGGAUUCCUACCACAAGUUCAGAGAAAAUCCGUCCCCAGAAGUUGGUAUGGUGUACAUGGGAGCUAAUUGCGAUCCAAGUGCUCGGGGAUCCUAUUAUCUAACGACGAAUGCUGCUCCUCCUUUCGGAAAAGGAAUGGAGGGUAUUUAUUAUAAGAAGAAGAAUAAAAAAGCAACAAACGGCAAAAACAAUAUGAAAUAAAGUACUGGGAAUAGGUUAUGUUUAUUUGUAUAUGCGUAUAAUGGUCAGGUGUUUGUUAUUGUAUAUUUUGUAAAUACUCUCGUUCUGUAAAACUAUAAACAUUAUUCAUAUUCAGUAGCAUUUUAAAAAUAUCUCAUAAAUAUUACUUGCAUAACAGUCUUGUAGAAAAAAUAUAGAAAGGUAUGGAACCAUGAAAUACGUAUACAUUUACAUACCUAUGUAGAUAUUAUAAAUCUGAAUAUAUGACUUAUUUCCUUACUCUUAUAGUAUUGUGAUAAUAUAAAAUCAUGUAUUUGUGGUGAAAGUAUUAAAUAUUAUUAUAUCUUAAAUAAAUCUGAUAUCAUUGAUGCGGGGCCAAUAUAUUAGAUAUUGCUUUUGCAUAUCAAGAAAACUUUAAUGAUGUAACUACGUAUGUAUGCUUUAAAAUGAGAAAUUUUAAUCGUAAUGAGCUUUGUCUAACAAUUGUAUGAAAUAUAUAGACGUUUAAACGUUUAUUGCUUAUUCAAAGCGAAUGAUAAGUAGAAUCAUUAGGACCUGAUUAGGAUAAUUCUUAUUGGUAGUGGUGAAAUGACAUGAAAAAAAUAAAGUUAUUGAUUAAGGGAAAAAAUAAUACUGGGAUUGAUAAUGUCCAAGGCAAUCCUGCAGCCUUGAAGCAAUCAUACAUACUAUGCGUACUUAUUGUGACCAAUUUAUCCUCAUAGAAUACGAUAAAUAUCGUCCAAAUUACAAUCUCAGUUAAAUAAGGUCAGAGUCUCAAGUAUGUAUGUGCUUAGAAUAAUAUAAUAUUAUCAAUUAUGUUAAAAAAUCAUUUGUAUGGUUUAUAUAGUCUUCUAAUUAAAUCACAAAAUAUUCACAAGAAUCUCUUGAAUUAAACUUUGUAUGGCAUCACAAUUAAAAAAUGUUCUGUGAUUAUACCUAAAGAUAAAAUACAGUUUUAUUUAAAUUUGUUUUUGCAAUCAUCGCAAACAUAUAAGUUUUCCAUAAAAAUAUAUUUUUUUUUUUUGUUUUUGUUAUGUAUCUUUUUAUAAUACACGCCUGUGAUUCAGAUUUUAAUCAUUAGUAUAGGAAUAGAAAUUAGUAUUUACGCACAAUAUUACAACGAAAAAUUACAAUGUAUAAAGUAAUUUAACUUCUUAUAUUAGUAUGUACUUAACACUCCCUGCUAUUGCUAUGUCAUCACACCUACACUUUAGUAUAAUAAUUUUUUUAUAAGUAUUAGGUGAAUUUACAUUUAUUUAAAGUUAAUAAAGCAAAGAAUUAUGUAUGACACAUUAAAAAUAAUAAGGUAUUAAUUAGAAAAAGCGGCCAGCUACUUUGCUAUCUUUAUAAUCAUUAUCAUCACAUCCUUAGAUCUAUUUCUAUUUCUACUUUUACUGUAUCUACUUCAAAGGAUUAUGUAAUGUAUUUAUACAUAAAGAGUAAGACAAA
Messenger RNA from Colias croceus (clouded yellow), 2546 nucleotides. RefSeq names its product inactive pancreatic lipase-related protein 1-like. Gene Ontology annotation, biological process: lipid metabolic process. Gene Ontology annotation, molecular function: lipase activity. The record is from RefSeq and is a predicted model, not a curated record. The transcript has 8 exons. Bases 99 to 1118 code for a protein of 339 amino acids. NCBI's taxonomy places the organism in Eukaryota, Metazoa, Arthropoda, Insecta, Lepidoptera, Pieridae.